Papaver somniferum (opium poppy) is the source of this 482-nucleotide messenger RNA. RefSeq lists its product as uncharacterized. Lineage: Eukaryota; Viridiplantae; Streptophyta; Magnoliopsida; Ranunculales; Papaveraceae. The transcript is spliced from 2 exons. Bases 5 to 469 code for a protein of 154 amino acids. The record is from RefSeq and is a predicted model, not a curated record.
GGAGAUGACUUCUUAUCUAGGCGACUAUCAAUUUGGAGUUGGUGUGCCGGUCGGUGUGGAGAGUAUCUUACAUGCUGUAAAUUGCUUACUGGAGUUGAAAGGCCACUCGAAUAAAAUGUCAAUGUUGCUUAUUGACUUUUCCAAUGCUUUCAACAUGCAAGGAGACCCCCUUGGUCCCUUGUUGUUUGCAUUGAAUCUUCAUCCUCUUGUGAAGACUAUUGUUUCUCGCUGCACACUUGAUUUACACGCUUGGUACCUUGAUGACGGUACCAUUAUUGGGGAUACUAUGGAGGUAGCCAAGACCUUGAGUAUAAUAGAAGCUGAAGGACCUAGCAGGGGGUUACACCUGAAUGUCCGAAAAAUCGAAGUCUUUUGGCCAUCUAUUGAUCCCAGAAGUACACUUGAUGGUGUAUUCCCCCUGACAUUGGUAGGCCCUCUAAUGGCGUUAAGCUCUUGGGCGGACCUGUGAGACUUCAUUAGUG